CAUGAGACGCUAGGGAGGGCUUAGUGCCUAAAGCACAGACCAUUCAGGGUGACGGUGACGAAGGUGAAGCCAACGCAACGUGCCCUUACGGCAACGAUCUUAAUCGUGUGCAAGGAGAAAAUGAAAGCCGCUGGCACUGGUCCCGCUGAGGCGGGACCACGUAGCACGCUUCUCGUCGACAAACAUGCAACCUACAUCAAGUCUUUUUCCCGGCUCUGGGAUACCCCCGACAAGCUCGAGUUCGUGGCCACGGAGCACUUUUGGAUGAGUGGCAUGUACUGGGGCCUGUCUGCCAUGUACCUCAUGGGCCGGCUAGGAGAUAUGGACCGCGACGCCAUCCUGGGAUGGGUGAUGCGCUGUCAGCACACGAACGGCGGCUUCGGCGGCAGCGAGCGCAACGACCCGCACCUGUUGUACACGCUCAGCGCAGUACAGAUCCUGGCGCUGUAUGACAGGCUGGAUGACGUGGACGCGGACAAGGUUGCGGCAUACGUGGCCGGCCUGCAGCGACCGGACGGCUCCUUCGCAGGCGAUGCCUGGGGCGAAAUCGACACCAGGUUCACGUACUGCGCGCUGCUGUGCCUGUCCAUUCUGGGCCGCACCGCCGCCAUCAACGUGCCCUCCGCGCUGGACUUCAUCGCCAAGUGCAAGAACUUCGAUGGCGGGUUCGGCUGCACGCCAGGCAACGAGUCGCAUGCGGGCCAGGUGUUUACGUGCAUUGGCGCGCUGUCGCUGGCCAACGCGCUGCACCUGGUGGACCGAGACCUGUUCUGCUGGUGGUUGUGCGAACGGCAGACCAAGUCGGGCGGCCUGAACGGCAGACCGGAGAAGUUGCAGGACGUGUGCUACUCCUGGUGGUGCCUGUCCUGCCUCAGCAUUCUGGGCCGCCUGCACUGGAUCGACCGCUCCGCGCUGACGACCUUCAUCCUGGACUGCCAAGAUGAGGAGGACGGCGGCAUUAGCGACCGGCCAGACGACAUGGCCGACGUCUACCACACCUUCUUCGGCAUCGCCGGCCUCUCGCUCAUGGGCUACCCCAACCUGGCCGCCAUCGACCCCACGUGGGCGCUGCCGGUGGAGGUGGUGGAGCGGAUAAAGCGGCGGAACGAGGCGGCAGCGAGUGCGAGUGGGAAAUGAGCGUGAUGGGUUUAAAGCGGGUUAUGCUGUGUUUGUUUGAAGCAUGAGGAUUGAUGUAGAUGACGAUAAAUUAAACGGGCUAGGUUGGGGCAUUGGCGCAUUGCCAGGUUGGAAUCAACCCAAUACCGUGCAUAGAAGGAGCCAUGGCGUAGUUGGCAACGCUGCUGGUGGGCGGACGCACGGGGCUUGGGACACACUGCACACGCUUCGGUUUGCAUUAGGCGUAGGUGCUGAACUGUGGCCACUGGGUACCGUACUUGGUCGAAGACUAUGGGCAUCUAAUAAUGGGGCUUGCUUUACAUGUAUACAAACGAGCGGCCCCGGGCCAAAGCAGUGGCGGCGUGCAUGUGAGUAGCAGAUAAAGUGAUAAAUAGAUGGAGCAGGCAAGGCCACGUGGAGGAGGAUAGCACGUCGCCGCCCAAGAAGCGACAGGUUGAUGCCCGGCCUGUAGCAGCCUUUGCUGGCGAGCACAGCAUGGCACGGGGUGGGGUACCUCGUCAAUCGAGUGGCUGCCGCUGUUUGGCAUUGUGAUGACUCCGACGCUCCGAGUUUUGGCUGUUUGCUUUGCUUUCUGCUGCGCUUGUGCUUGACAGCGGGACGCGGCUGGAGUGGGCGGUGCCUGCACAAAUCGAUGUCCGGGAGAUAAGGCUGAUGAGGUAGACGCUUGCGGCCUUGGACGGGAACCGUGGCUCGGGCGCAGCCCAUUCUUUUCCCUGGAAUCUUGUCGAAAGAAUAUCCAAGUCAAUGGUUCAUCAGGCGGUACUGGUAAUGGACCACGGCA
This is a messenger RNA of Chlamydomonas reinhardtii, 1918 nucleotides long. RefSeq lists its product as uncharacterized. Gene Ontology annotation, molecular function: Rab geranylgeranyltransferase activity. The record is from RefSeq and is a predicted model, not a curated record. The transcript has 7 exons. Gene Ontology annotation, cellular component: Rab-protein geranylgeranyltransferase complex. The coding region runs from base 121 to 1137 and encodes 338 amino acids. Gene Ontology annotation, biological process: protein geranylgeranylation. Lineage: Eukaryota; Viridiplantae; Chlorophyta; Chlorophyceae; Chlamydomonadales; Chlamydomonadaceae.